UAUUUUUUGUUUUCACAAUCUGUGGAUUGGUUUAACAAUACAAAAGAAAAGCAAACCAGCAAAAUAGAAAAUUUUCCAUUGUUUUUUUCUAAAAAAUACGAUAGAAAAUCUCUAAAUAACACAAUUUAAGAUGGGGUCAACUGCUGGUAAUGGACAUCAAGGCGAACAUUCUAUACCUAUUGAUAUUUUAGAUGACCUGUGCAGCCGCUUCAUAAUAAACUUACCGCCAGAGGACCGAGGGAACUUGGUGCGAAUAUGUUUUCAAAUAGAGUUGGCGCACUGGUUCUACUUAGAUUAUUACUGCACUGAUGAAACCACCAGGCUGAACCCCUGUGGCAUUAGAGAGUUUGCGGCACAUAUUUUUCAACACGUCCCGCAACUCCGUGAACACGUGAGCAGUCUAGACGCAGUACUAGACAACUGGCGCGAAUACAAACAGACCGUCCCUACAUACGGCGCCAUCUUGUUGGACACAGACCUCACGCACGUGUUGCUGGUCCAGUCUUAUUGGACCAAGGCGUCUUGGGGCUUCCCUAAAGGAAAGGUGAAUGAGGAUGAGGAGCCGUGGAAGUGUGCUGCCAGGGAGGUACUUGAAGAAACAGGCUUCGACAUCAGCAAACUGAUAAACAAGCAUGACUACAUAGAAGCUAUAAUUCACGAACAAAUUGUCCGCCUAUACAUUAUCGGUUACAUUCCUAGAGACACCAAAUUCCAGCCAAGAACAAGAAAUGAGAUUAAGGCCUGCGAGUGGUUCCCACUGGCCGAUCUGCCCGCUAAUAAGAAAGAUAUGACGCCUAAGCUUAAGAUGGGUGUAAGUCCCAACGCUUUCUUCAUGGUACUACCAUUUGUGAAACGCAUGAGACGCUGGGUAGCAGAAAGAAACUCCAAAGUGUUCACUAACACUCGAAGAACGCGCCACAAGUCUAUGGGAGACAUUGAAUCGUCUUCUACAAACAAGACUAAAGGCAAAGGCAUCUCUCAGGGUCUGCAGAACGAAAUACAGGAAUAUCAGCAGCUGAAUAUUUCGGCACCCAAACCAUUCAAGAAUCAUGGUAAUUCCAAUGGGAAUGGCCAUGGCAAUGGUCAUACGAACGGACAUGGGAAUGGUCAAGGUAAUGGCCAUGGCCAUAGCCACAGCAACAGUCAUGGCAACAGCCACGGGAAUAGCCAUGGAAACAGCCACGGCAGUGGGGCCAAGAAUACUCCAAAUCAAAAUAGUUCUAGAAAGGACAGGAAGGUUGCUAAGCGACAGUUGUUUACACCACAGAAUACUCAAGCGAACAACAGCUUUUCUCCAGUACAGGAUAAUAAUAAUACUAAGAACGAGUAUCCUGAUGAUAAUGUGUUCUUUAACUUCGUGGCUCCGUCGUGGGCUAACUUCAAGUUUGACAGACGUGCUAUACUGGAUUGCCUUACUUGAGCGUAAGGAGACGUAAUUUUGGCUCUAAUUCGUAGAUCACGUUGACUUCCUACUUCGAUAUUUUUGACUUUAUUUUGUAAUUAUAUAAAGUUACAAAGCAGAUUUA
Molecule: messenger RNA, 1526 nt
Organism: Helicoverpa zea (corn earworm)
Lineage: Eukaryota; Metazoa; Arthropoda; Insecta; Lepidoptera; Noctuidae
Gene: DCP2
Product: m7GpppN-mRNA hydrolase
Exons: 4
Coding region: 131-1420 (429 amino acids)
Biological process (GO): deadenylation-dependent decapping of nuclear-transcribed mRNA; nuclear-transcribed mRNA catabolic process, nonsense-mediated decay
Cellular component (GO): P-body; cytoplasm
Molecular function (GO): RNA binding; 5'-(N(7)-methylguanosine 5'-triphospho)-[mRNA] hydrolase activity; manganese ion binding
Source: RefSeq, a predicted model, not a curated record